Chlamydomonas reinhardtii is the source of this 4954-nucleotide messenger RNA. RefSeq lists its product as uncharacterized. NCBI's taxonomy places the organism in Eukaryota, Viridiplantae, Chlorophyta, Chlorophyceae, Chlamydomonadales, Chlamydomonadaceae. The record is from RefSeq and is a predicted model, not a curated record. The transcript is spliced from 6 exons. The coding region runs from base 642 to 3788 and encodes 1048 amino acids.
AAAAACGCCAUCGUGGCCCGAUGCAAGCGCAAAUGCUUCAGAGUCCACAGAUGUUUACCAAAACCUAAGCUAGAAGCUCUCAAAGUACGUCAAGCGUUGGGUGAUACCAUCCAGUGGUACUCAUGGCCAGCCAUUUUGAGCAGGCGCGCGCAGCGCAGGAGCGCUUCGACUGCGGCGGCCCACGUCUGCGGCCCCGUCGUGUACUUGAGGCUGGUGGAGAGGCGCCGCUCAGCAGGGACUGCUCGCAAGGCACCAUCAAAACAACGUUUAAGAGCAUCGCGGACCCGCCAGGCCUGGAGCAGCUGCUGCACGCGCAGCAUCCGACAGCAGCAGCCGGCAAGGUCCAGCGCCUCGCCGCGGCAACGCGGUGCUGCUGCAAAAGGCGCUGCAGGUGCUGGUGUGGGUGAUGACUGCGGUGCGGCAAGAGGCGUUUGACCUUCUGCUGCUGGUGGUGCCGAGGACACGCGGCGCAGGCCGCCGGUCAGGCCCCCAACCCAGAGCGUUUCCGCGGUCAGUCCUCCAUCGCGGAGGGCUUCCGCCGGCAGCGGCAGCACGCGUGCGGCAGCGACCACCCCCACCAUGUGACCAACGACGCCGCCCAGCGGGCCCUGCGCGGCUUCCCAGACCUGGACCAGCACGUGAUGGAGGACUGCAUGACAGCCGUGACGACGUCGGAACACCAUCAAGAGGUCCAGCACCGCGACCAGCGCGCCAGCCGUGACCCUCCCUCCCACAAGCUGGCGCAGUAUGUGUACGGCCACGUGUUCCAAGUGCACCGCAGUGAAGACCGGGUGGGCCCUCCACGCAGUGUGACUGGGCUGUCCAACGUCGUUCACCAGCUGGCGCGUCAGAUGGAGACCAACGUGGGGGUUCACCUCGCCACCAACUUCUUCAGGUGGCUGAAAACCCGGUGCCGCGUGCAGCUGCACCGAACUCUGCAUCCAGAGGCGGCGGCCGCUGCGCCUGACGCCGGCGCUGGCGGCGGCGCUGGCGUGGAACUACCGCGUCAGCAGCAGACCAUCGUAUUCGCACUCGCCACAGCUAUCGCACCAGACGAGCCGCUGUGCGCCUACACCGACGCAGUAGCAGCCCUGCAGUCGCAGCCGGAUGUCCUGCAGGAGCUGGAGCUCUGGGUGCAGCGGGAGCAGGACCGCUGGCGGCCCCGGGGGCUGCUGGUGCCGGGGUGCAGCUUCGAGCGCCUUAAGAACCACUCGCUGCCGCACGGCGAAAGCUACCUGGCAUGGGCUGCGGAGGUGCUGCACGAGAUCGAGCAGCACCGGAGCCAACUGCGCGCGCGCGGGGUGCCCAAGGCCAAACUCGCCAGGCACUUCCCGGUGUUUGGGCUGCUGCCGGAGCCCAGCUACCAGCAGGUGCACAUCGGGCUCGGCCAAGAGGCCGUGAAGGAGCUGCUGGUCCACCGCGACCAUUUUGCCAGCGAGCACCACCUCAUCCCACCGGCUGCCGUGCCCACUGGGUCGCGGCGGGCAGCGAGCAGCGGCGGCCAGCGGCGGCGCCGCGGCAGGGGCGGCAGCGGCGGUAGCGGCGGCGGCAGCGCCACGGCGGGCAGCGGUGACGGCAGCGGCGGCUCCGCGGCGGGCAGCGGUGGUAGCGGCGGCGGCAGCGCCGCGGCGGGCAGCGGUGGCGGCAGCGGCGGCUCCGCGGCGGGCAGCGGCGGCAGCGGCGGAGGCGCGGCGGGCAGCGGUGGCGGCAGCGGCGGUGGCGGCGCAGAUCAACCGCUCCGCUGGGGCCCCAAGGGCGGCAAGUGCCGCAACAUCCCUGCCUGCUUCAAGGAGGGCUCCAAGUUCGACGGCUUCGUCACCACGGAUGCCUUCGACAUGUGCCUCACCAUGCGCCGCCGCCACCACAGCUCGUGGGAAGAGGACAAGGAGGCAGGCAAGCAGGCGCGGGUGUCCGAGGAGGAGCUGCUGCGGCUGUCCCUGCGCGGCGUCGACCCCGGCUGCAGCCCCACCUACUGGACGUGCGCGAUGCGGUGGCCGUGGCUGCCCGCGUGGGUGGUGGCGCUGCUGGGCGUGGACCUGGUGCUGCGGCUGCCGGAGGUGCGCAACGGCAGCUGCCCCGUGCGAUGGCCCGACGACCUUACCAAGGACCAGCAGGCCGCAGCCGAGGCGCAGCUGGCAGCGCACCUGACAGCCAGCAAGGCGGCAGCCGCACGGGACACGCUCAUGACACGCACGCAGGCAGCAGACCGCGCAACAGCAGCAGCAAGCACCGCAGCUGCACGAUGGGCCAAGGAGGUGCAGGCAGCGGCGCAGCAAGGGCGGGCGGAGCUAGUGCCGCCGCGCCCGCUGGCGCUAGUGGUGGCGCAGUCGGCGGAGCACCGCAAAGCCGCAGCAGUGGCAGCUGCCGAUGCGGCGGCGCGUGAAGCAGCCGACACUGCCAACGACGUGGCAAGGGAGGCAACCAUGUCGGCGUUGGUGCAGGGUCUCCGUCGACACGUGGAGGUGUUGGCCGCCGCACACUGCGCCAUGCUGCAGCUACACCGGUGCCUGCAGCAGCAGCAACAGCAGCAGCAGCUCGCUGCGCGGGUGUGGGAUAUUGCGGAUGCGCAGAGGAUUAGCCUGUUGACAGAACGCUGCCUGUAUGCCACCUACAGCCUUAUGCUGGAGGCGCGUCGCAUCGACACACGCCGCGCGAUCCAGCUCUCGGAGGCGGCGCAUGGAGGCUGCAGUACAGCUGUCGCUGCCGCUGGGGCAGCAGCAGCGGGCAGGGCUGGCGGCGGCGGCGGCGGCGGCGGCGGGGGGAACAUUGGUGUGGCUGCUGCGGCUGCUGCGGCGGCUGUGGCUGCUGCGGCUGGUCCAGCCGCCGCCGGAGCCGCUGCCGGGGCAGCACCAGCGGGCGGGGCUGGCGGCGGCGGUGGUAAUCAUCGGGCUGGAACACUGCCCAGACGGCGGCGGCAGCGGAGGCGGAGGCGGCGGUGCGGGCGGCGGAAGCGCGGCAGGCAGAGGGUGGGCCAACGCAACCGCCAUGGUGCACCGUCCCGACACCAGCAGGCGCGGGCUGCGACCGCCAAGCAGCGCCACAAGCGCCGCGCGUUUACGCACUGCUCGGGGGCGGAGCACCGCACGAACUGCGGCUACGCCCAGCACCAACGGUGGCAGCAGUGGCGUCUGAAGGCGGACACUGCGCUGUGCGCCUGGCAGUCCAGCCUGCCGACCGCCCGGACUGUGGAUGUGGAGAACGUCCUCGGCCGCCUUGACUACAAGUAUGGCGGCAGUACCGGGGCCGGCGGGCAGGGCGAGGCGGUGGUGCAGCCACCUGUGCGCGAGCUCGGCUUUGUGGACCUGCUGGCGCUGUACGCCGCCCCCGCCUGGCGGCAGAAGCGCCUGCAGGUAUACUGCCAGAAGCAGCGGGUGCUGUGCCGCGAGGCCGUGCGCCUGAUGGGCGGAGAGCCGGAGGUGACGCAGCAGAAAGGCGUGGUGGGCUGGGGUGGCGGCAGCGCGGGCUACCACGGCACAGUCAGCCGGGCGGGUCAGCCGCCGCGCAAGGAAUUCGUGCGGCUACUGCGUGAGCGGUUCGCGCGCCACGUCAUCGUGAUCAACGAGUACCGCACCAGCAUGGUGUGUGCGAACUGCGGGCGCCUCAGCCUGCGCCGCAAGGAGCUGCCGCAGGGUGGCGCGGACUUCCACGUCCUGGUCUGCAACGACUGUCACACGACGUGGGACCGUGACGAGAACGCGGCCCUCAACAUGCGGCUGCUGUUGGUCCUGCAGCUCCUGGGCCGCGACCGGCCAGCGGUCUUCUGCCGGCAGGAGGGCGGUGUUGACUAGUUGAAGUUGACUGGUUGAUGGAGUUCCCCUGACCCGCUGCCGCCUCCCGACCCCCGGUGUGGGGUCGCGUGCGGUGUCUGAGCGAGGCGCUCUUUAGUUGCAACCAGCCUGUCUAGCCAGGUGUGUUUGAGGUGACGCCUUGAGGCGACGCCUUGCAGUAAAUGGCUGUGCGGGAGCGCUGAGGCAGACAUCGUUGCGAUUAGGAGGUUGGUUUGUGUGGUCAGGGGUCAGGAGGUUAGUGUGGAGAGAGCGGCCGAAACAAGGAGUGCCGUGCCGUGAAACACGGCUCACCACCCAUUGAAGACACCCUUAAGUGGGGACAAGUGGUGGUGGAAGAGUUUCAAGGAGUUUCAAGGCUAAGGCUAGGAUCGGCGCUGUGGUAAACUUACUGGGGAGGCUCAUGCCAGAAUAAUGCGCCAUCGUUGGCGCGAAUGCAAGCGCAAAUGCUGCAGAGUCUUUAAACACCAAUCUAGAAGCUCUCAAAGUACCUCAAGCGUCGGGGACGCCUGCCGCGUUUGUGGGGGAGAGGGAGGGAGAGGGAGACCAGGCCGCGGGCUAUCUAUUGGCUCUAGAUGGACUCAAAUAGGUUUAAUAGGAGUCUCCUAGGACACGGAGGCCCGGCCGGAACGGCUUGAGGCGACGCCUUGCAGUAAAUGGUUGUGCGGGAGCGCUGAGACGGACAUGCGUUGCGAUUGGGAGGUUGCUGUGUGUGGUCAGGGGUCUGUGGAGAGGAGAGCGGCCGAAACCAGGAGACAGGAGUGCCGUGCCGUGGAACUCGACCCACCACCUGACCCGCCACUAGAAGACACCCUGAAGUGGGGACGCGUUGAUUCGACAGUCCGCUGGCUGCAGCACCGAGGCUGGCUCAGCAGUGGCGACUUCGUGUAGCUAAAAAGAGAAGAUCGUGGCCCACAGCGUGUGGUGCCUGGUGCACGGAGCUGGACCGGGAUGGGUACAUCUAGGGUCGUCAUCCGAUAUGGCGGUUUGUGACUUGCUCAAGUUGGCAUUCCCUAGCAUAGCGCGCCUUGGUCGGCGUGCAUCGCCCGGCGCUAGGUACCUCGGGCAGGACGAAUGGGGAGGCGGCAUGGCAACCAGUGCGGAAGUACCUGGGUGGGGUCGGCACAACGCUGCUUGGUAGAAGGCCAGCUGUAUGCCACUGCUGGGCC